AUGUCUCAAACAUUCUCACACCCUGCCCGUGAUUCAGCCAAAACUAUGGAUAAAAAAAAUUAUUUUCCUUUGUAUGAUCCAGCCAUUCAUUUCCCUGAUGACCAAAAAACCAGUGAUGAAAAUUUUAAUCUUUUCCAUACAAGUGAUCGAACCCUAUUCUACAGACUUGUCCAUAGACUUGGUCGUGAUGUUUCCCAAUCUAUGCGUGUAGUUGCAUUCCUCAUCUGGCUGGAAAAAGCCGGUUACAGCCAGCAUGCCAUCUACAAACUGAUGGCAUGGCCGUUUUACUUGCUAGAGCAAGUUGCCGAUGAAAUCGCAGUCUUUUUAAGCUGCCUGGGGAGAGAGUUUAUUGGCAGGCAGUUUAUUUGCCUGUUCUCAGUCAGAAAGCUAUGCUCUCUCCACAUCGACUUGUUCGAAUUUCACGCAAACAGGGCGGGGAUUCUUGAGGGUGUUAAUAAAAUCGUUUCUGAAAUUUGUAUGAGGGCUUUCAAAGACAUUCUAACAGGUGAAAGCGAAUUCAAAGAUGACAAAGGAGAUGAAAUGUGGUAUGAUUAUAUCAAUCCUAGCAGUGUGCAACCUACUUUUUACCACAAUUGCGCUGCCCACAAUUUUACGGCUCCAAGCACCAGUAGCGUUCAAUGGGCGGAGCCACAGCCAAGGCUAAGGGUUGGAAAUAUAUUAAAAGAUCCAAACGCUGAUCAAAGUCAGAAGUUUGGAGGUAAGCAGCUGGUGAAUGGAGGCAAGAAUAAACCUGAUGAGGAACCGGAUGAAAGAACUAUAUUACUGACAUUCUCCAAGGGUUGCUGCAUCUCUGAAGUGGAAAUUCGAGAAUUCUUCACAAGAAUUUUUGGAAAUUUCAUAGAAGAGAUAUGUAUGCAAGAUGUGGCUUCUGACGAACAACCAUCGUGUGCUUGGAUGGUUUGCCGCUCAUCUGCCAUGAUUCCUACCAUUGCUCCUCCCAAUAGGAAAACCAAGUACACUGUCAACGGAAAGCAUAUCCUGGCCACAAAGUAUGUAAAGAGAAGUCGCAGGUGA
Molecule: messenger RNA, 1035 nt
Organism: Daucus carota subsp. sativus
Lineage: Eukaryota; Viridiplantae; Streptophyta; Magnoliopsida; Apiales; Apiaceae
Exons: 2
Coding region: 1-1035 (344 amino acids)
Source: RefSeq, a predicted model, not a curated record